AAGUGUUAAGUGGUUCUGCCCUAUGUUUUGUUCUUUUCUGGAAUAAUAUGCAACUAGAGAGGUUUGUAUGGAAGGUUGUCUUUCAUAUAUUCUUAAUCUGGAGGCUUCUUGAUAUAGGUUUUUCCUAAUUAAAAAAUUGCAAAGGUAGAGUUAGAGAGAAACUUGAAUGAGUGCCUAAUUGUGAAAUGGUUAGCGUAGACUUCUAAAAUGAAAACAGAAUUAAAUAAUGUAUGAUAAAAGCCCAAAGACUUGGUACUAAACACUUUGUAUUUGUUAUACCUGCCAUAUAAACGUUCUAGUAGGACUAAGUAAAUCUCUCAACAUUUCAUGAAAAAGACGAGUGCAUCCACACACAUUCGUCACACCAAAAUACUGUGAAGGUUUUAGGGCUUUUAGGGAAAUAUUGUUAGGCAUGUCCUUAUGCGAGUAUCUGCACAACUAAAUAUUCCUGAUAAAUUGAAGACAUGGUAAGUAGAAUGUUAAUCACUUUCUAAACAGUAAAUUAUUUGGUGUUGUUGAAAAAAAAAAUCACUGUAAAUCUGAAAAUAUUUCAGAUAUUUCUUUAGCUGUGAGUGUCAGUUAAUAGCACUCUGGUUAUUUUACAGAAAUGCUCAUAGGAUUGGACAGGAGCUUGAAGGCUAACAGCAAGGAACUGUGCACACUGGAAACUCAGAUCUUCCCAAACUCCAUAUUGGUGGUAAAGAAUUGACCAGGAAAAAUAAAGAAAUCUGUUAACAGGCCAUGGAUGCUCGCGUGGUGAAGGAUAUGACAACUGGGAAAUCAAAGGGGUAUGGAUUUGUGUCCUUCUAUAACAAACUGGAUGCAGAGAAUGCCAUAGUUCACAUGGGAGGGCAGUGGUUGGGUGGAAGACAGAUCCGGACCAACUGGGCAACUCGCAAACCCCCUGCUCCUAAGAGUGUUCAGGACAGCAGCUCAAAGCAGCUGAGAUUUGAAGAUGUUGUGAACCAGUCAAGUCCUCAGAACUGCACGGUAUACUGCGGUGGCAUCCAGUCAGGGCUCUCGGAGCACCUUAUGCGACAGACAUUUUCACCUUUUGGGCAAAUAAUGGAAAUUAGAGUUUUCCCAGAGAAAGGCUAUUCUUUUAUCAGGUUCUCCUCCCACGAGAGUGCUGCUCAUGCCAUUGUGUCAGUGAAUGGAACAACCAUUGAAGGUCAUAUUGUUAAGUGCUACUGGGGCAAAGAGUCUCCUGACAUGGCCAAAAAUGUCCAGCCAGUAACAGAACAAGUGGAUUAUGGACAAUGGGGCCACUGGAAUCAGAUGUAUGGAAAUCCUCAGCAGUAUGGGCAGUACAUGACAAAUGGAUGGCAAGUACCAUCAUAUGGAAUGUAUGGACAAACAUGGAAUCAGCAGGGAUUUGGAGUGGAACAGUCACAGUCUCCUGCUUGGGUGGGAGGUUUUGGGACUCAACCAUCUCAGGCACAGCCUGGUCCAGUGAUGAACCAGGCUAACUUUGGCAUGGCUGGAUACCAGACGCAGUGAUCUGGUGCUCACUUUCCAACAUCUGAGUCACUUUGUGGGAGCCCUCUUCCUCCUCUCACUGGGAGAGAAUAAAGAGACUAAUAGGAGCACAUCCACUUUUUCCCAGAAAACAUUCAGAACUGACCUGAAUCAGGGCUUGCUUAAGUGUAAAGAAGCAAAUUUUGGUUAUAGAAUGCCUUCAGCAGGAAACUGAAUUUAAUUGCAAAACUUAUUUUUCUUGUUUUAAUGAAGUUGGAGAAAAUAAACUGUUCAUUCCCCCAUC
Messenger RNA from Electrophorus electricus (electric eel), 1762 nucleotides. RefSeq names its product TIA1 cytotoxic granule-associated RNA binding protein-like 1 (gene tial1). NCBI's taxonomy places the organism in Eukaryota, Metazoa, Chordata, Actinopteri, Gymnotiformes, Gymnotidae. The record is from RefSeq and is a predicted model, not a curated record. Gene Ontology annotation, molecular function: RNA binding; DNA binding.